Molecule: messenger RNA, 2925 nt
Organism: Gossypium arboreum
Lineage: Eukaryota; Viridiplantae; Streptophyta; Magnoliopsida; Malvales; Malvaceae
Product: nuclear pore complex protein NUP98A-like
Exons: 7
Coding region: 297-2033 (578 amino acids)
Biological process (GO): post-transcriptional tethering of RNA polymerase II gene DNA at nuclear periphery; RNA export from nucleus; protein import into nucleus
Cellular component (GO): nuclear pore cytoplasmic filaments; nuclear pore
Molecular function (GO): structural constituent of nuclear pore
Source: RefSeq, a predicted model, not a curated record
GACCCGGAAAAAAACACUACGCUUUCUAGUCUAUUAUAAUUCAUUCCGGACUUUAAAACAACGCUACGCGGAUCUCACCCGACCCUACAAAGCCGUCCGUUCGCUCCAUUUUGCGCUACCGUUACUGUUUGGGACUCUUUUUUCUUCAUCAGGAGGUCUUUCUCUCUUCCACCUUCUACUAAUUUGAAUUUUUCCAACUCAGUAAGCUUCCAUUAUUUCUCCCCCUCCCGAUUCAGAUCGGUCCGAAGAGUUUGAGAUCAAGGAGUUGUGGUGCGAGAAUAACUACUUAAACGACGAUGUUUGGUGCAACUAGCCAAAAAGUGCAUCCUGAUAAUGCUUUGUUCUGUGCCCAUUUGCAUCCCAGUCUGUUUUUGGGGAGACCAACAAUGCAAGUAGCAAUCAGUUUGCACCUAAACCUUCCUUUGGUAGUCCAACCCCCUUUUGCUUUCCAAACAGGGAGUUCAAUAUUUGGGGGUUCUUCUACUGAAGUGUUUGGUGCAGCCCAGUUUUCUUCUCCCUUUUUGUCAACCACAGCCUUCGGUGCCUCUUCAUCUCCGGCUUUUGGAAGUUCUAUGCCUGCUUUUGGAUCUUCUUCUUCUCCUGCUUUUGGCAGCUCAUCAGCAUCUUUUGGUGGAUCUUCUGUUUUUGGUCAGAAGCCGGCAUUUGGCUUUGGGUCUACUCCCACUCAAUCAAGUCCUUUUGGAAUCACAGCCUGCAUUUGGUUCCCCGAUACCAUUUCCCAGUCUGCAUUCGGUUCCAGUACUUCUGCCUUCGCUGCUGCAAGCACUCCUGCCUUCGGUGUCACAAGCACUCCUGCCUUCGGUUCAACUGGAAGUUCAGCAUUUGGGAGCACUGGAACUGCAUUUGGUGUGUCUAAUUCCCCGGUAUUUGGAACAGUAGGCACAUUUGGAGCAUCAAGCGCACCAGCUUUUGGCACUUCUCUCACUCAUGCUUUUGGAGCAUCAAAUUCUGCUUUUGGCACUUCCAAGACUCCUGUUUUUGGAGUGUCAAGUUCUGCUUUUGGCGUUUCCGACACUCCUUCUUUUGGAUCAUCUUCUACUCCUUCAUUCAGCUCUGGGUCUAGCCCUGCUUUUGGCCAAUCAACACCAGCAUUUGCCAGUAGUCCUUUUGGAACAACUACAAUUGGAGCACAGGGUUCUUUUGGACCCCGAUGUUCUGCACCAGCAUUUGGACAGUCAACUUUUGGGGCUCAACGUGGGGGAAGUAGAGUUGCUUCUUACCCACCUACAAUUGACGCUGAUAGUAGCAUUGGUACACAGCCUGCUGAGAAGUUGGAGUCAAUUUCAGCUAUGCCUGUUUACAAAGAUAAAAGUCAUGAGGAGCUGAGAUGGGAGGAUUAUCAAUUAGGAGAUAAAGUUGGACUGCAGCCAACCGCGCGGCCCCCUGGAGGGAUUUGCUUUGGUGUGUCAACUGCACCUACAAGUCCUUGUGGUUCUUCUCCAACAUUUGGCCAAACAUCUGCAAAUCCUCAUUCCAUCACAAGUACCAAUCCAUUUAGUCUAAAAUCUCCAUCCUUCAGCAGUGUAGGCUUUGCAACCUCGACUACUACCUCAAACCCUUCCCAAUCAACAUCAUCAAGCCUUUUUGACCCAAUUUCCUCAACAACUUCAGUAUUUAUUUCACCUUUGACUCCUACAUUUGGAACUGGUUCAUCUCUUUUUAGUUCAUCUGUCACUCCUUCAUUUCCAUCUUCACCAUCUAUUUUUGGUACUGCUGCAGUUCCUGCAGCAAUGCCAGCAUUUGCUACCGGUUUAAAUUUUAGCAGCAGCCAAGCAUCCCCUUUGUUCAAUUCUACCCCUGCAAUUGGGCAGGUGACCUCUACUUUUGGACAGAAUACUGGUAGCUUUGACCAAACAAGCAUUUUAAACACACCUUCAACUGGGUUUUGCGGGAAUAUGUUUUCUAGCCCUCUACUGUUGGCUCCUGCUAACAACCCAGCUGCCUUUGGCCCGGCAACUGCAAGUCGCUCAGGAAAUCUUUACUAUCAUUCUUCCUUUUUAUCAUACUUAUGACCAUUUGUUCAUGUAAUUUGUUUAUAGAAUGAUGGAUAUUAUGUUUGUUUCUUUGGCCUUCAACUUUGAUAUCUAUUUCUGUACAUUUUCAUCAUAUGCUGCUGCAGGGAUGCUGAAUUGCAUUUUUUUUCGUUCUUUUAUUAAAUCGAGAAUUCAAGCUAAUUGUUCACUUCUGAGCCCAUGGUUGAUUGAGAAGUAGACUCUUAUCAUUUGAUUAUUAAAAAUCCGGAUAAGAGUUCUUUUUUCUAUUCUUGGGAUGCCAAUCAUAAUUGAUAUUUCUAUGAGGAUAGCUUUUUGCAUAUUCAAAUGUCAAGGUUGGAAACUAGUUGAUUGAAAUGUGUUUCAGAUAAUUAAUGAAAAAAAAAUGCAUUGCUUUAUGAAAAAUGUGUUUAACAGGUCUGCCAUACAGAGUGCUGCUGUAGUACAACCCAUCUAUUACAAACCCUUAUGGAAAACUCCCUGCAAUGCCUCAAAUGUCGAUUGGUCGAGCUGGAACUGCACCAUUACUUCAUUAUGGGAUUUCUAGCAUACCUGUAAAUAUCUUACCUUGUUUAGAGUUUGAUUAGCUGUUUUUUACUUGUUAUAGAUCUCUCUCUUCAUGCUAGUAUCUUCAAUGAUUUGUUGUAAAUUAAGACAUAAUAGUAUUAAUUGGGUGACUGGUAAUAAAUAUAUCAGGUCGUUGACAAACCUUCUCUUGUUAGAAUAUCACCCUUAAUGACUUCUCAAUACCUUUCACAAAGGUGGAUCAGAUUGCCUGCAAGGAAAUGCUGUGAUUAUUAUUGCCAUCUCAUGGAAAGUCACUUUUCUGGUCAAUUGUAAUAUUGCAUUGGGAAAAUGCUGUGAUGAUUUUAUUUUCAAAUAUAUGAGUUCUGUACUUAUUUAGUUUUUUGAA